Hipposideros armiger (great roundleaf bat) is the source of this 5167-nucleotide messenger RNA. RefSeq names its product euchromatic histone lysine methyltransferase 1 (gene EHMT1). Lineage: Eukaryota; Metazoa; Chordata; Mammalia; Chiroptera; Hipposideridae. Gene Ontology annotation, biological process: peptidyl-lysine dimethylation; negative regulation of transcription by RNA polymerase II. The record is from RefSeq and is a predicted model, not a curated record. Gene Ontology annotation, cellular component: chromatin; nucleus. Gene Ontology annotation, molecular function: histone H3K9 methyltransferase activity; zinc ion binding; p53 binding. The transcript is spliced from 27 exons. Bases 366 to 4127 code for a protein of 1253 amino acids.
GUUUCCUUGCUCGUAGCUGCACAGAAAUCAAACUUGUGAGGCAGACCAGCAGCUUCCCAGCGAGGGGGAAGAGCAAGCCGGAGGCGGCGUGCUCGUGCAAGGCAGACCCAGUGCGUCUCAGGGCCGACAUAGGGACCGGCUCGGAAAAAAGUGAUGGCCUCGCAGGUUUCCUCAGAAACGACUCCGUGUGUAGCAAUAACUGCGGGACUUGGGAAGAUCCGAGAGCUGAGGCCCAGUUAGGGGCUGUUGCAAUAACCUGGUGCCUAGACUUACAGUCUAUUUUAAUCGAGGCAGUCCCAGUGAAGGGGGAGACGAAGCAGGACCGCUGCCUGAAAACUGAGCUGCUGCGAGAGGAAGAGACCUCUAUGGCCGCCGAUGAAGGCCCUGCCGAGAAGCUGGCAGGAGAGGCUCCCGUGGCCGCAGACGGUGAAGCCAACGGGCCCUGUGAGAGGAGCGAUGCCAGCAGGCACCUAAACACAGCAGAGCACACUCAGGAAAAUGCUCAUGGCAGCCCCCCGGAAGGUACCAAUAGACUCACCCGGAUUGCAGAGAACGGGAUUUCAGAAAGAGACACUGACGCGGGGAAGCAAAACCACGUCCGCGCCGACGGCCUCACUCAGACUGCUGUCGUCGGGAGCAACGGGCUCUCACUGAGUAAAGCAGCCCCGCAGGAGCUGCCCUCGCGGGGCCCCAGUGCUGCGGCGCCCGCUCUGCCUGGUCAUGCCGCGAAAACCCUGCCCGCAGCGGCCGGCAGAGGGAGGACUCCUGGUGCUUUUGCUCAGACGCCAGCCGCAGUGCCAGCCAAGCCCGGGGAAGGGAGUAGAGACGCAGAGGACAAGAAGCCCCCGGCUGCGGGCGCCGACGUCAAGGUCCACAGGGCACGGAAGACCAUGCCGAAGCCCACCCUGGGCCUGCACGCAGCCGGCAAGGACCCCAGAGACGCUCGGGAAGCUCGAGACCAAGAGGAGCCCAAAGAGGAGAUGAGCAAAACCAUUUCUGACUUUGGACGACAGCCGCUCUUACCCCCCUUCCCACCCCUUCACCAGUCGCUACCUCAAAACCAGUGCUACGUGGCCACCACAAAGUCACAGACAGCAGCUGCAGUAUCUCGGAAGAAAAAACGAAGAAUGGGAACCUAUAGCCUGGUUCCUAAGAAAAAGACCAAAGUGUUAAAACAGAGGACGGUGAUUGAGAUGUUUAAGAGCAUAACUCACUCCACAGCAGGUUCCAAGGGCGAGAAGGAGCUGGGUGACAGUGCCCUUCAUGUGAAUGGCGAGAGCUUGGACAUGGACUCGGAGGAUGACGACUCGGAGGAGCUGGACGAGGACGAGGACCAGGGAGCCGAGCAGGCGGCCGCCUUCCCCCCGGAGGACAGCAGGACUUCGAAAGAGAGCGUGGCGGGGGCAGAGCCCACGCACAAGAUGGAUGGCGAGUCUGAAGAGGAGCAGGAGUCGGCCGGCACCGGGGAGGAGGAGGAGGACGGGGAUGAGUCGGACCUGAGCUCCGAAUCCAGCAUCAAGAAGAAGUUCCUCAGGAGGAAAGGGAAGCCAGACAGCCCCUGGGUCAAGCCGGCCAGGAAGAGGAGGCGGAGAAACAGGAAGAAGCAAAGCGGCCUGCUGGGUUCUGAAGCCUAUGCGUCGUCUUCAGGAAGCACAGAGAUUGCGGCAUCAGGAGAAAGCUCGGCGUACGUGGAGGUUUGUCUGGACUCCCUGGACCUGCGCGUCAAGGGGACCCCAACCUCUCAAGAGGAAGGCCUGGCCAAUGGUCCUGAUGCCGUGGAGAUGGAUGGCCUCCAGGAAGUGCCCCUCUGCAGCUGCCGGAUGGAGACCCCGAAAAGCCGAGAGAUCACCACUCUCGCCAACAACCAGUGCAUGGCCACGGAGAGUGUGGACCACGAACUGGGCAGGUGCACCAACAGCGUGGUCAAGCACGAGCUGAUGCGCCCGUCCAGCAAGGCGCCCCUCCUGGUGCUGUGUGAAGACCACCGGGGCCGGAUGGUGAAGCACCAGUGCUGCCCCGGCUGCGGCUACUUCUGCACGGCGGGCAAUUUUAUGGAAUGUCAGCCCGAGAGCAGCAUCUCUCAUCGCUUCCACAAAGACUGUGCCUCUCGCAUCAAUAAUGCCAGCUACUGUCCCCACUGUGGGGAGGAAACCUCCAAGGCCAAAGAGGUGACGAUCGCAAAAGCAGACACGACCUCCACCGUUACCCUGGCCCUGGACCAGGAGAAGAGCUCCACCGUGGAGGGCAGGGCCGACACCACCACCGGCAGCACCUCCGGACCCCUGCUGUCAGAGGAUGACAAGCCACAGAGCACGGCCCCCCCGGCGCCUGAGAGCCUCGACCCUGCAGGGCCAGCUGGGCUGGUGAAGCCAGGCCCAGGAAAGGAGACACUGGAAAGCGCCCUCAUUGCCCUGGACUCGGAAAAGCCCAAGAAGCUGCGCUUCCACCCCAAGCAGCUGUACUUCUCCGCCAGGCAAGGGGAGCUGCAGAAGGUGCUGCUCAUGCUGGUUGAUGGGAUUGAUCCUAACUUCAAAAUGGAGCACCAGAACAAGCGAUCCCCCCUGCACGCCGCGGCGGAGGCUGGCCACGUGGACAUCUGCCACAUGCUGAUCCAGGCGGGAGCGAACAUCGACAGCUGCUCGGAGGACCAGAGGACCCCGCUCAUGGAGGCGGCAGAGAACAACCACCUGGACGCAGUCAAGUACCUCAUCAAAGCUGGGGCCCUCAUGGACCCUAAGGAUGCGGAGGGCUCCACCUGCUUGCACCUGGCUGCCAAGAAAGGCCACUAUGAUGUGGUUCAGUAUCUGCUUUCGAAUGGACAGAUGGAUGUCAACUGUCAGGACGAUGGUGGCUGGACACCCAUGAUUUGGGCCACGGAGUAUAAGCACGUGGAGCUGGUGAAGCUGCUGCUGUCCAAAGGCUCAGACAUCAACAUCCGGGACAACGAGGAGAACAUCUGCCUGCACUGGGCAGCCUUCUCGGGCUGCGUGGACAUAGCCGAGAUCCUGCUGGCCGCCAAGUGCGACCUGCACGCCGUGAACAUCCACGGAGACUCGCCCCUCCACAUCGCCGCCCGGGAGGACCGCUACGCCUGCGUUGUCCUCUUUCUCUCUCGGGAUUCAGAUGUGAACUUGAAGAACAAAGAGGGAGAGACGGCCCUGCAGUGUGCCAGCCUCAAUUCCCAGGUGUGGGAUGCUCUGCAAAUGAGCAAGGCACUUCGAGACGCGGCCCCAGACAGGCCUGUGCCCACGGAGAGGACGGUGAGCAGAGACAUAGCUCGAGGCUACGAGCGAAUCCCCAUCCCCUGUGUGAACGCCGUGGACAGUGAGCCGAGCCCCAGCAACUACAAGUACGUGUCCCAGAACUGCGUGACGUCCCCUAUGAACAUCGACAGAAACAUCACCCACCUGCAGUACUGCGUGUGCACCGAUGACUGCUCCUCCAGCAACUGCAUGUGCGGCCAGCUCAGCAUCCGCUGCUGGUAUGACCAGGACGGCCGGCUGCUGCCUGAGUUCAACAUGGCGGAGCCGCCCUUACUGUUCGAGUGCAACCACGCCUGCUCCUGCUGGAGGAGCUGCCGGAACCGCGUCGUGCAGAACGGCCUGCGGGCGAGGCUGCAGCUCUACCGGACAGAGAACAUGGGCUGGGGCGUGCGGUCCCUGCAGGACAUCCCCGCGGGCACCUUCGUCUGCGAGUACGUGGGUGAGCUCAUCUCUGACUCCGAGGCCGACGUCCGGGAAGAGGAUUCAUACCUGUUUGACCUCGACAACAAGGAUGGAGAGGUGUACUGCAUCGACGCUCGGUUCUACGGGAACGUCAGCCGCUUCAUAAACCACCACUGCGAGCCCAACCUGGUGCCCGUGCGCGUCUUCAUGUCCCACCAGGACCUGCGGUUCCCCAGGAUCGCCUUCUUCAGCACCCGCCUAAUCGAGGCUGGGGAGCAGCUGGGGUUCGACUAUGGGGAGCGCUUCUGGGACAUCAAAGGCAAGCUUUUCGGCUGCCGCUGUGGCUCCUCCAAGUGCCGCCACUCCAGCACGGCCCUGGCCCAGCGGCAGGCCAGUGCCGCCCAGGAGGCCCAGGAGGACGGCCUGCCGGACACCAGCUCCCCCACCACCGACCCCCGAUGAACUGCAGCUGGCACUGUUUGUACCGCGGUUUAGGGGCGAAGAGAAAGGGCAGCUGCGUGUGCGGGUCUGGCUUGGCUGCAUCCGGCGGGUGGGCGGGCGGCGCAGACAGGCCUCCGCCGGGAGCCGUCGCUCCGGGCUCGCUGGGACCCUGCACUGGCCUACCCUUGUGAGUCCUGAUGGUGGUUUUGUCAUUUCCACGUUUCUCAUUUCUCCCUGCUCCCCGCGGUUCCCGUCCCACUGCAGGGCUUGUGGGCAACGUCCUGUCAGCUCAGACUCCUCCAUGUGGCGCCUGCUGAAGCCACUGCCACCUGCAAGCUGCUCCGUGAGGCCCGCCCGCCCGCUCAGACACUGUCCCCACCACCAUCUAAGGGUUCGGGCCAAGCUGCCACUGACUGGAGAAAAUGUGGGCUUGCUUUUUAAAGAGACCCCGUGUCUGGUCCUGUAUGUCAGCCCUCAACACGCUCCUGCUGGAGGAAGCACCUCGGGGGGCGAGAGGCCGCGGCCCACGGAGGCCCCGCCAGCCCCACCGGUGUGGUGCCGCUGGCACCUGUGCUGAUUUUUAAGCCACAUGCUAUGAUGAUGAAUAAACUGAUUUAUUUUCUACCAUUAUUGAACAUUAGGACAAACAAAAAAUAAAAACACAAAACACAGACAACGGUGCUGAUUCUGGUGUGGUUUCUACUCACCAUGUGAAAAUAAACUCUCAGCUGUAUAAAGAGAACAAAGUGAUUUUAGAAUCAAGUGCAGGAAGAAGCUUUUUUAAAAUGUUAGUCUUGUAGUGUGAAUAAAUUUGCCGUCACCUUUUGUGUGGUGGCCUGCCAGGUCAUAUCCUUUUUUUGGCAUAUACUUUUUUAAAUACUGUAACUAGUACAGUAACAGUGGGGUUUUUUUUGUGCGACUCUUCUAAAACAUUCAUAAUGCAGUCAUGUUUAUUUUUUUCUGUUAAAAUGUUUUUGACAGUUUUAAGAGCAGUCUUUUGGCUCAGACCAUUUCUUGUUCUGUUUUCAAUGAAAUCAAUAAAAAGAAAAAGAUACUUUAAA